This is a messenger RNA of Desarmillaria tabescens, 1236 nucleotides long. RefSeq lists its product as uncharacterized. The record is from RefSeq and is a predicted model, not a curated record. The coding region runs from base 1 to 1032 and encodes 343 amino acids. Lineage: Eukaryota; Fungi; Basidiomycota; Agaricomycetes; Agaricales; Physalacriaceae. The transcript is spliced from 5 exons.
AUGAUGGCGGACUAUGAUCGCUCCGCCAUCAUUGUGUGCAAACCGGUUGUUAUCUCUGAACAGGAGGGUACUGACGUUACGGACGCGUUCGUGGCAAUGCUCAUCGGAUUGGGUCGCCUUUCUCUCAAGCAGCGAGGCAUCCAAGAACAAUUUUACAACGACAAGGUGCUCAUCGAGAAUUACAUGAAUAGAUGUGGUGAUCCCGACGCCGUCUUUGUUGGAGUAACGCUCAGCAUCGUCGGUCGGGACACUUGCGUAGUCAAGGCCACAUCGGAGCAUGAGGAGUGGAAGGGUAAACAACUGAUUGUCAAGAUCAAUUUCAUUGGGAAAGCUCAAGAGAAGGCUCGAAAUAUGACGCAAGGCAAAAGGCCAGACUGGGCCCUAGAUCACUUGCCGGACAUUCUCCUCUCUCAAGACUUUGGCUACGACGCGAAGUCUCCUCAGGCGAACCUGGCGGAUUUCUUUGCAAAGACCAUGUUUGCAGACAAGAAAUUUGAGUACGAGGGACGUGUGUGUCGAAUCGCUGUCGAGGAGAGACUGUAUUCCUUCGAUGAACUGCAGACUGCCUCAAGAGUAUGCUCAGGUCUUCUUCGACAUUUUGCACAGGAUAUUAGCAAAGGCAACAUUAUGUGGCGCCGGACCAUCGAUGGCCAUCUACGCGGGGUCCUUAACGAUUUCGAUUUCUCCUCCUUCCGAGACGACACCACUUCCUUGCUUCAGCGUGUCGGCACUCGACCUUACACGGCGUAUGAACUCUUCGAUAAGAAGUAUGUCGAGGAUCCACCGCCUACUAAACACCUUUAUCGUCACGAUGUGGAAUCCAUUUUCUACGUCAUCUUUGUUGUCGUUACCAGCUCGACACUACACAGGAAUCUUCCGAAUGUGCGAUUCCAUCCAACAGUAAAUAGCGGCUUCGCCGAUUUUCAGCCUUGGAUGAUCCGAUCACUGGUCUUCACCUUCAGUUCAGGCGGGGGUUUCUUUUCGCGAUGCGACAUGAUUUACGCCAAGAAGAUCGAGAAGAGGAAGGAUUAGCUAGGGAGCCCUUUGACGAUGAAACUCUACAAGACCGUGUUUCUUAGUCCUCGUCGAUAUCUGUAGUAAAUUUGCCGGUUCCACUCUUGUAGUACACAAUGACCAGCUCGAAGCUAGUGCCUAGUGCUAAGUAGUAUUUGCUCUCAACUCAUGCUUGUAGCCUUUAUCUUUUAUUUUUGCGAUUUCGGUGAUGGAAAAUGAAAA